This is a messenger RNA of Peronospora farinosa, 1812 nucleotides long. Lineage: Eukaryota; Oomycota; Peronosporomycetes; Peronosporales; Peronosporaceae. The record is from the annotation of a GenBank genome assembly.
AUGAAAGUCAAACCACAACUGGACGAAGCCAUCGCGUACUUACAAGCGGAAAUUGCAGCACUUUGUGCGGAAGAUAAGGAUGAGAAUAUACUAAAACUUGCAGUAGCUGUUGCUGCAGGGAGCGCACCUCUUCCAGAGGCUCAAUUUGGUCCACUUUUAGCUGUUUGGACCCCUAAAACAUCAAGAAAAAAAGAAUUAGGACGCGGGAAAGAAGAAGAUCGAGAUGUUAAGACGGUCGUGGAUCCAGCAAUUGAACGAGUGAGAGAAGAGAGAAGACGACCGAGGACGAGACCUCGAAGAAGAUUUGAAGAUUUCGACAAACGUGACGCAUCACCAUCAGCAAGUGAUGACACACUGACGUCAUCUCCUAGAACAGUUGGUAUUGCUACUGAUGGAACGGAGACAAUGAAGGAGAAGAAGAUGAUGGAAGAGGUAAAGGAUAUUCAGAUGGAAGACAAAGAGAAAAAUGAAGAGAAGAAGGAUAAAGAGACGGAAGAAAAUACAGAGAAUGAAGAAAACAAGAUGGAGGUGAAAGAGAAGAAGAUGGAGAUUAAGGAGAAAAAUAUUGUGCAGGUUGUUGUGGAGAAAGAAGAGAGUGUGAAGAAAAAAGAGGUGAAAAAGAACGAGGUGAAGAAGAAUGAGGUGAAGAAGAAUGAGGUGAAGAAGAACGUGGUGAAGAAGAAUGAGGCGAAGACGGACGAGGUGGAGACACCAAUGGCGAGUUUGAAGGCGUUACGGAAGAGUAUGUUGCUGGAUGUAUUGUCAAAGAUUGUGUCGGUAGCAAAGAGCAAAGAUGUGGAUCCAGCCAUGUUUACACUGACAAAUGGAGAAAAUCAGGCUGGAAAAGAUCAAGUGGAUUUGACUAAGAUAAAGGAUCGAGUUGUUGACGGCGUGAUGUGUGAGUGGACGCAGUUUUCAGAACAGGUUUAUCUCUUUUGUCAGCAUGUGGUGAUGGAUGCAGAGCAGCGCGAGCAGCCUGAAGCGAGACGAAAGGGUAUGGAAUUGCUGCACUUUGCGAGGACGCUUACUGAGACGCUGCGUAAAGUUAGUAUGACGAAAGAGGCCACGUUAAUGCAAAAGAUUCGGGAAGCGAAAACGGAAGCUGCGGCUCGUAAAGAAGAGAAAGAGGCUGCUUGCAAUGAGAAAGCAAUAAAAAAUGACACGGUAGAAGAGAGUACCGCAGACGAGAACCAUGAUCAAGCAAUGAAGGCCACUGCUUUUGAUUCGCACGCGUUAAGUAGUAAGACAGCCAACGACGAAUCUCUCGACUCUAAAUCUCCGCGCGCGUCAACGCUAAUCCGAAAACACACGAGUAUUGCCAGUGAUGGCACUGGUUCUGCAGCUCGCUCUCCUUCUUCGUCCAGUUCUCGAAAACGCAUGCGCAUGACACCUGUAUCUGCUGCGUCCGCGAGCGAGGAAGUGAGUGGCUCGGAAAGUCAUGACGCCUCUGCUUCUGAAGCAGACACGAAGUUGCAUGAACAAAGUAAAACGACCAAGUCUCCAGCAAAUCGUACACCGGCACGCAGGUGUCGACCCUUAUUGCCAGCAACACGUAUCAGCUCGCGUCAACAGAAACGACGAGCUGCUGCUGCUGCAGCAGCGGCGGCUGCCGAUAGUACUGGUAGUGGUAACGAAGAAGAGCAUAGCGGUAGUGAGGCUCUUACCUCGGUGGCGGAAAAAGAAGGUGACGAUGCUAAUGAGAAGAAUGAAAAGGCGAGAAAAGUUGAGCAGGAGGAAGCACAACCGAUUUCGAAGAAGAAAAAAGUAGCACCGAAAACGAGGUCUAGAAAAAAAGGUUGGCGCAAGCGAUAA